GAUACUUACAUGGGCUAUAGUGGAUCGUGGUCUUGUUGCCGAACCUUCUGCCCUCGUCAUUAAAUCUAUGUCUGCUUUGCUGUGCAGCUGUAAACAUCGGACAGGUUUCAUUACCAACAGCCUCAGUCUGUGCCUGCAAUCGAAUGCACUCUCAUCCGAAUCAUUGCCUCACUACAGACGCAUGGUUUUCAUUGGAGUGGUGGGCGCAGUGACCUAUGGCCAAUCGACAGCGUGGAUAAGAUUCGGUACUCGCUUCACGACCUCCUGUCGGACUGUAUCCGUUGGGCUACCGAUGUCACAUUGAGCGGAAUUUCGAUUUCAAUCGAUUCACUAACCCGAUAUAGAUGCACUGGUGGGCUACCCGCCUGACCUUCAACUCAUACCGUAUUUAUCGACACAUACACGACUGCUUUCCAUUUCCGGCGAGGCGGAGCUGGCUAAACGUACCCCGAGGUUGUACGUUCAGGUCGUUUCAAAGGUACGAGAAGCAGGUGUGGGCAAUGACUUUGACACGGAUCAUCAUUGGGUUGAGACGCUUAUCAUAUGAUAGUGCCCGGAUGCUCUGUCGUCUUACCAUUUCACGCCAGGAUGGUAUCAAUGAUAGCAAGGAGGCAGGGGACAUGAUCGAAAAGGCGAAAACUAGGCUGGAUGAGAAUGGCAAGGAAAAACAGGACCCCUACACGCGACAGGCUCGUCUAGGUCGCACCCUCGCUGCCUACUUGAAAUCUGUCGCGACCUACCCUACACUUUCUGCGUAUCAUCAGCUCGCGAUCGCAUUUUCUUUACCUGGAAGUUCGCGAAAUGUGGACGAGGCGCGCGCAGCUGUUGAAGACGAUGCUGAUAAGAUUCGACAUUGGCAUCUUCUCAGUUUGUUACUUAGUGCUAACGGCGAGUAGGAGAAGGCGGCUGGUGUUUUGGAAGUGGGUGUAGACCUAGAUGAGCGCAAUCCAAGAAGCAAAAGUCAAAAACUCUGAAAAUCCUGCUUUUUGGGUACAGCUUGGGCUAUCCUACAUGGCACUAGAUCGUAAUAGAGAAAUCCUAGAAGCUUUCAAAAGCCCUGUCCAUAUAUCACUGCAUCUGUACACUUGUGUCGCAUCCACCUUUCCACGAAGUCUUCGACUGACGCAAUUGACUCGGAUAAGGUUGAUCUAGUCGCCGGGAUUCUCGGCCACGUCACACGAGGACCUGGCUGGGACGUUCCUGAGGCCUGGUACUACUUGACUAAGG
Suillus subalutaceus is the source of this 1227-nucleotide messenger RNA. RefSeq lists its product as uncharacterized. The transcript is spliced from 3 exons. The coding region runs from base 345 to 896 and encodes 183 amino acids. The record is from RefSeq and is a predicted model, not a curated record. Lineage: Eukaryota; Fungi; Basidiomycota; Agaricomycetes; Boletales; Suillaceae.